AUGGAGAGUGGGCAGCUGGCGGGCAGAGCCCCUGCUCCGGGCUGCGGUGAGUCCCUUGACAUGGAGGACAGCCCCUUGCACCCCCAAUCAGCCACCAGGACAUCAGGAAAGAUGGACAAGCCGCUCAUCAGCCACCAGCUGGUGGACAGUGAUGGCAGCCUUGCUGAGGCCCCCAGUGAGGUUCCCAAAGUGGGCAUCCUGGGCAGCGGGGACUUCGCCCGCUCCCUGGCCACCCGCCUGCUGGGCUCCGGCUUCAGUGUGGUGGUGGGGAGCCGCAGCCCCAAACGCAUGGCUGGGCUGUUUCCCUCGGCAGCGCGAGUGACUUUCCAGGAGGAGGCGGUGGGCUCCCCGGAGGUCAUCUUCAUAGCUAUGUUCCGGGAACACUACUCCACACUGUGUGGCCUCAGUGACCAGCUGGCUGGCAAGAUCCUGGUGGACGUGAGCAAUCCCACGGAGCGGGAGCACCUUCAGCACCGUGAGUCCAAUGCUGAGUACCUGGCCUCCCUUUUCCCCACCUGCGCAGUGGUCAAGGCCUUCAAUGUCAUCUCUGCCUGGACCCUGCAGUCUGGUCCGAGGGAUGGAAAUCGGCAGGUGCCCAUCUGCAGUGACCAGCCGGAAGCCAAGCACACUGUUUUGGAGAUGGCACGGGCCAUGGGCUUCACCCCUGUGGACAUGGGGUCCCUGGCCUCAGCCUGGGAGGUGGAGGCCAUGCCCAUGCGCCUCUUCCCAGGCUGGAAGGUGCCCGCUCUCCUGGCCCUGGGGCUCUUCAUCUUCUUCUACGCCUACAACUUUGUCCGGGACGUGCUGGAGCCCUACGUGCAGGAGGGCAAGAACAAGUUCUACAAGCUCCCCGUGUUCGUGGUCAACACGACCCUGCCCUGCGUGGCCUAUGUGCUGCUGUCGCUGGUGUAUCUGCCCGGCGUGCUGGCAGCUGCCCUGCAGUUGCGCCGCGGCACCAAAUACCAGCGCUUCCCCGACUGGCUGGACCACUGGCUGCAGCACCGCAAGCAGAUCGGCCUGCUCAGCUUCUUCUGCGCAGCCCUGCACGCGCUCUACAGUCUCUGCCUGCCGCUGCGCCGCUCCCACCGCUACGACCUGGUCAACCUGGCCGUCAAGCAGGUCUUGACCAAUAAGAGUCACCUCUGGAAUGAGGAGGAAGUGUGGCGGAUGGAGAUCUACCUGUCCCUGGGAGUGCUGGCCCUUGGCAUGCUGUCCCUGCUGGCUGUCACCUCACUGCCAUCCAUCGCGAACUCACUCAACUGGAGGGAGUUCAGCUUUGUCCAGUCCACCCUGGGCUUCGUGGCUCUGGUCCUGAGCACGCUGCACACGCUCACCUACGGCUGGACGCGCGCCUUUGAGGAGAGCCGCUACAAGUUCUUCCUGCCGCCGACCUUCACCCUCACCCUCCUGGUGCCCUGCGUUGUCAUCCUGGCCAAAGGCCUGUUUCUCCUGCCAUGCGUCAGCCGCAGACUCACCAAGAUCCGGAGGGGCUGGGAGAAGGAUGGUUCCGUCAGGCUCACACUGCCAGUGGACCGCGCCCUGGCCCAGAAGACAAGCCACGUGUGA
This is a messenger RNA of Rangifer tarandus platyrhynchus (Svalbard reindeer), 1566 nucleotides long. The record is from the annotation of a GenBank genome assembly. NCBI's taxonomy places the organism in Eukaryota, Metazoa, Chordata, Mammalia, Artiodactyla, Cervidae.